AUGUUCUCUUUGCGGACAGCGCAGCCCGCGCAGUCUUUUCUCCGUCGCGCUACGGCGUCGACGUCUUUCGUUCGCUCUUCGAUCCCUGCGCGAUCGUUCGCCAGUGUCCAGUCCGACAUCUUCAAGCCCACCAAGUAUGGCGGCAAAUACACCGUCACUCUCAUUCCCGGUGAUGGUAUUGGUGCCGAGGUUUCCGAAUCGGUGAAAACUAUCUUCAAGGCCGACAAUGUACCCAUUGAGUGGGAACAGGUCGACGUCAGUGGUGUGGACACGGGCAACAAGCACUCGGAGGAGCUGUUCAAGGAAUCUAUUGCAUCGCUUCGCCGCAACAAGCUGGGUCUGAAGGGUAUCCUUUUCACCCCCGUCGAGCGUUCGGGUCACCAGUCGUUCAACGUGGCUCUGCGCCAAGAGCUCGAUAUCUAUGCCUCGAUUGUCUUGAUCAAAAACAUCCCCGGCUACGAAACUCGCCACAAGGAUGUCGAUCUUUGCAUCAUCCGUGAGAACACCGAGGGUGAAUACUCUGGCCUUGAGCACCAGUCUGUUCAGGGUGUUGUUGAGUCGCUGAAGAUCAUCACCCGCGCCAAGUCCGAGCGUAUCGCCAAGUUCGCUUUUGGAUUUGCCCUUGCCAAUAACCGCAAGAAGGUCACUUGCAUCCACAAGGCCAACAUUAUGAAGCUUGCCGAUGGUCUGUUCCGUAGCACCUUCCAUAAGACUGCAGAGAAUUACCCUACCCUGGAGGUCAACGACAUGAUUGUCGACAAUGCUUCCAUGCAAGCUGUCUCUCGGCCUCAGCAAUUCGACGUCAUGGUCAUGCCUAACCUCUACGGUGGCAUUCUCUCCAACGUCGGCGCUGCCCUUGUCGGUGGCCCGGGUUUGGUUCCUGGCGCCAACAUGGGACGCGACGUCGCUGUCUUCGAGCCUGGAUGCCGUCACGUUGGUCUGGACAUCAAGGGUAAGGACCAGGCUAACCCCAGUGCUAUGAUCCUGUCCGGUUCCAUGCUUCUCCGCCACCUCGGCUUGGACGACCACGCCAACCGUAUCUCCAAGGCUGUGUACGACGUGAUCGGUGAAGGCAAAACAAGGACUCACGACAUGGGUGGCCAGGCCACCACUCAUGAAUUCACCAGAGCUGUCUUGGACAAGAUGGAGACUCUGUAA
This is a messenger RNA of Aspergillus chevalieri, 1158 nucleotides long. It is a transcript of the gene IDH1, whose product is annotated as isocitrate dehydrogenase (NAD(+)) IDH1. Gene Ontology annotation, biological process: tricarboxylic acid cycle; isocitrate metabolic process. Gene Ontology annotation, molecular function: isocitrate dehydrogenase (NAD+) activity; magnesium ion binding; NAD binding. The transcript has 5 exons. The record is from RefSeq and is a predicted model, not a curated record. Gene Ontology annotation, cellular component: mitochondrion. NCBI's taxonomy places the organism in Eukaryota, Fungi, Ascomycota, Eurotiomycetes, Eurotiales, Aspergillaceae. The coding region runs from base 1 to 1158 and encodes 385 amino acids.